GUCAUGGCGACCGGGAAGGCGGCGAGUUCCAGCGCUUAACCCGGAUAACAAGCGAUAUAUCAAUAAACCGCGAUUUCGGCGCGUGCACAGCGGCUUAUCUUUACGGAAUACGAUUUCAAAAACAUUUACGGACACAUCCACGUGGAAUACUCAUUCAGGAUAAAAGGUGGGUUUGUGUCAGUAUGGUGGAGCCAGAGGAGCGGCCCUCGGUGGCAGGCCAAAGGCUCGGGGCUCCUGAGAGCAUGGGAGUCAGCACGCUUGAGCCCGGCAUGCGGCCCCCCACCAUGCCCCCCGGCAGACAAAUCUCCAUCCGUGUUCAAAUGCUCGAUGACACUCAGGAAGUCUUUGAAGUCUCGCAACGUGCUCCUGGAAAGGCUCUGUUUGACCUUGUGUGCUCUCACCUGAAUCUCAUCGAAGGCGAUUACUUUGGCUUAGAGUUCCAAGAGAACCGCAAAAGGACUGUCUGGUUGGAUCUGCUGAAGCCAAUUCUAAAGCAAAUCAGACGGCCCAAGAAUACAAUCCUACGAUUUGUGGUGAAGUUUUUCCCUCCCGAUCACAGUCAGCUUUUAGAGGAGCUGACCAGGUACCUGUUUGCCCUGCAGAUAAAACAUGACCUGGCAAGUGGACGCUUGACCUGCAAUGACAGCAGCGCCGCCCUGCUGGUGUCUCAUAUAGUGCAGUCUGAGAUUGGAGAUUUUGAUGAGGUGCAAUGUAAACAACAUCUACUCAACAACAAAUACAUUCCUGAUCAGGACACGCUGAUGGACAAAAUAAUGGAAUAUCAUCGCAAACACGGGGGUCAAACACCUGCUGAAUCGGACUACCAGCUCUUGGAGAUUGCCCGAAAACUGGAGAUGUACGGAGUGCGUCUUCACCCUGCAAAAGACAGAGAAGGAACUAAACUCAGCCUCGCUGUGGCUCACUCUGGUGUGCUGGUCUUUCAGGGACACACCAAAAUAAAUGCUUUUAACUGGUCUAAAGUUCGCAAGCUGAGUUUCAAGAGGAAACGCUUUCUCAUAAAACUACGUCCUGACUUAAACCAGAGUAACUGUCAGGACACUCUCGAGUUCAUGAUGGGCAGCAGGGACUGCUGUAAGGUCUUCUGGAAGAUCUGCGUGGAGUAUCACGCCUUUUUCCGCCUCUUUGAGGAACCCAAACCUAAACCCAAACCGGUGCUCUUCACCAGGGGUUCCUCCUUCAGAUUCAGUGGCCGCACACAAAGGCAGGUCAUUGAUUACGUAAAGGACUCUGAAUUCAAAAAGGUUCCAUUUGAAAGAAAACACAGUAAAAUCCAAUCCAACAGUGGUCUUUCUCCAUUGCCACCCACGUAUUGCUCUGAGGGUCAGGGAGAGAGGAAUGCCAGUGCUUCAGGACAUGUGGCGGACUCACCUCUUGGGCGCACCCAAGUGACUGUUGAAAACUUGGCUCACCAGGAUUACACUGGGAACCUAACCUUACAGACCAACGGAUGCCGAAACGGGACCUUCGAUGAGGCUGAUACACGAGCAAAGCCAUCGCCAUCUAAACAGCAGGCCGAGCAUCUGAGCACAGGUCCCGUUACCAGCAGCCCUCAACACACCGAGUCUCCGUCUGUAGCCAGGGUGAUGGUAAACGGGCAGCAACAGACCCUCAGCCUCGGCCAAAGUCCAGAUGGACGACAACCAUCUCCACUCACCACCCCUUUACUAACAGACGCCGGCUUUGUUCGCACAGACGACGAGGACGAGGUUCGGAGGAAGCGGUUCCCGACUGACAAAGCUUACUUCAUCGCCAAAGAACUCCUGACCACAGAGAGGACGCAUCUGAAAGAUCUGGAGGUCAUCACUGUGUGCUUUCAGAAGACUGUUGGGAAAGAAGAAGCCAUGCCAGAUUCAUUGAGCAGUCUCAUAUUUGCCAAUUUUGAACCCGUGUACAAAUUCCACGAGGGCUUCCUGAAGGAUGUGGAGCAGCGACUGGCCCAAUGGGAAGGCAGAUCAAACGCUCACAUCAAAGGAGACUAUCAGCGUGUUGGAGACGUCAUGCUGAAGAACAUUCAGGGUUUGAAGUUGCUGACAGCACAUCUUCGGAAACAUUCGGAGGCGUUGCUGGAGCUCGAGAAAACUUGUCACUCUUCCAGGAAGCUUGAAGGACUUUGCCGAGACUUUGAGCUGCAGAAGGUCUGUUAUCUGCCGCUCAACAUCUUCUUCCUGCGGCCGCUGCAUCGGCUCCUGCACUACAAACAGAUCCUGGAGCGACUGUGCAAACAUUACCCACCGACACACGACGACUUCAGAGACUCGCGAGCUGCACUCGCUGAUAUUUCCGAGAUGGUCGUGCAGCUCCAUGGCACCCUCAUUAAGAUGGAGAACUUCCAGAAACUUCUUGAACUUAAGAAGGAUCUCGUUGGCUUUGACAGUCUUGCUGCUCCUGGACGGGAGUUUAUCAGGCUCGGGUGUCUCAGUAAACUCUCUGGAAAAGGUCUACAGCAGAGAAUGUUCUUUCUGUUCAAUGACGUGUUGAUGUACACGAGUCGAGGAAUGACGCCAUCCAAUCAGUUCAAAGUGCACGGACAACUUUCCCUCUAUGGAAUGUCGAUUCGUGAGAGUGAAGAUGAAUGGGGCGUCCCUCAUUCAUUCACUCUGUCUGGACAGCGACAGUCUGUCGUCGUGGCCGCCAGUUCGGCGUCUGAGAUGGAGAAGUGGGUGGAGGACAUCAAGAUGGCCAUUGAACUGGCAGACAAAUGCAACGAUCCCUCAUCUGAACUCCUGUCCAGUAGUUUCACUAACAGCAAAUGCUCUGAUGAAUCUAGCGCCGACCAGGAAUCAGAAGAUGACUUGAGUGCCUCACGGACCUCGCUCGAGCGGCAGGCACCUCACCGUGGUAAUACCACGGUUCACGUGUGCUGGCAUCGCAACACCAGCGUAUCCAUGGUGGAUUUUAGCGUAGCUUUAGAGAAUCAGUUGUCUGGCAAUCUGCUAAGAAAGUUCAAGAACAGCAAUGGUUGGCAGAAGUUGUGGGUCGUCUUCACCAAUUUCAGUUUGUUCUUCUACAAAACACACCAGGACGAAUAUCCUCUUGCCAGCCUUCCGUUGUUGGGCUACUCCAUCACAAUUCCCUCAGAGUCGGAGGACAUCCAUAAAGACUACGUCUUUAAGCUCCAUUUCAAAUCCCACGUCUACUAUUUCAGAUCUGAGAGCGAGUACACGUUUGAGAGGUGGAUGGAGGUGAUUCGCAGUGCGACCUGCUCUUCCAGUCACAUCCGCUCUUUGAACCGAAAAGACGUCUACUGACCAAAGAGAGGCUCUUCUACAACCUGCCUUUACAAACACACACUGCCCAAACAACCACGUACUGGC
This is a messenger RNA of Xyrauchen texanus (razorback sucker), 3335 nucleotides long. RefSeq names its product FERM, RhoGEF (ARHGEF) and pleckstrin domain protein 1 (chondrocyte-derived) (gene farp1). The record is from RefSeq and is a predicted model, not a curated record. Gene Ontology annotation, molecular function: guanyl-nucleotide exchange factor activity; cytoskeletal protein binding. The coding region runs from base 183 to 3269 and encodes 1028 amino acids. Gene Ontology annotation, cellular component: cytoskeleton. NCBI's taxonomy places the organism in Eukaryota, Metazoa, Chordata, Actinopteri, Cypriniformes, Catostomidae. The transcript is spliced from 27 exons.